Messenger RNA from Papaver somniferum (opium poppy), 2305 nucleotides. RefSeq names its product plant UBX domain-containing protein 8-like. Bases 197 to 1933 code for a protein of 578 amino acids. Gene Ontology annotation, molecular function: ubiquitin binding. The transcript is spliced from 11 exons. NCBI's taxonomy places the organism in Eukaryota, Viridiplantae, Streptophyta, Magnoliopsida, Ranunculales, Papaveraceae. The record is from RefSeq and is a predicted model, not a curated record.
UUUUUGGGGAACGACUAGAAGACCAGUGGAACAUUGAAGAAACAUCCCCAACCCAAAUAAACUGUAUCCAUCUUUAAAAAUUCCUACUCUUUCAAUUUCCCAAAAUUCCAAACCAAAUCCCAUCAAAUUCUCACACCCUCUCUCUUCUAUAUAUAUCCAAUUGAAUUGUAACCUAACUAAAAGUCUUCUACUAACAAUGGCAAGACCUAAUGAAGAAGCAAUCGAAACAUUUAUGAGUAUUACAGGCGCUUCACAAGAAGUCGCUUUACAAAAACUUGAGGAACGUGGUGGCGAUCUCAAUGAAGCUGUAAAUGCAUAUUUUAGUGAGGGAGAUAGAAACAGUGCCCAUCCAGCUUCUACUGCGAUCCGUCAAAAUGAUUUCAUGGAUAUAGAUAACGACGAUCCACUUCUCGUGGAACCCCAAGGACCUUCUUUACCACUUCUAUCUGCUGCUCGAAAUUUGAACCCGUUCUCACUGCUAGACCCAACUUUUGGUCAUAGUUUCCUUGAAGGAAGAGGUUUUGGGGUUGCCACUGGUGCACCAUUGGUUUCGCAUCCGAGAGAGGUAAGGGAGAUCCCUAUAGAGGUCAAGGAUGGAAAUGACCAAUCUAUUCCAUCCGGAUCCAGACCUGUUAUUGAGGACAUCACUGGAACAACGACGCAUGGUCCUGAGAUCCAUGGAAGAGUAAUAAUUGAUGAUGACGAAGAUGAAAACAUUCCAACUGCUCCCACUGCUCCUGUUCUAGACUACGAUAAUGAUAUAGAGGAAGAAAUGAUUCGAGCUGCCAUUGAGGCUUCAAAGCGAGAGGUUGAAGAGGGCAACCUUAAUCACCAAUCUAGUGUUCCUAGUGUUUUGUCUGGUCUAGAUCAUCAGCAAAGGGAGCCUCCUGCAGAAGAUGCUGAGCUUCUUCGUGCUGUUUCAUUGUCGAUGAAGACAGCAGAGCGGGAGAAAGCAUUGCGUGGGCAGGGAAAUGCAGAGACAACAGAGAAGGUUGUCAUUGAUUCAUCCGAUGAGGAAGAAAUUGAAACAUUAGCGGCAAACAGAAGGCGAUUACGCUCUUUUAACCAGGGAGCUUCAAGUCAAUCUAAGGUGGAGGCUGGAAGCUCAUCUGUCCAAGAUGAAGCUGAAGAUAUUGAAGAGCAGCCUUUAGUGAGAAACAGAUCCAGACGUGUGGCUUCUAGGUCUGUAGGGUCUCUUAGAGAAGUUGGAGAGAUGGACGAGAGCCCACCGGCAAGUCCUGGCCCACCUCUCCCACAAAAUGGAGACACGUUUCCUGCUGAGUGGGGAGGCAUAUCUUCGGAAGAGCAUGAUGAAGCAGUUAUGCUUGAGGCUGCACUAUUUGGUGGAGUUCCCGAAGGGCCUGCAUAUAAUUACCCGUACCCAACACGUCAAACUAGAAACAUGGGCUACUAUCCUCAGUCAGCACCUCGUCCUCCAUCACCUACACUGACAGCUCAGCGUUUACUUAGAGAACAACAGGACGAUGAGUAUCUUGCAUCUCUGCAAGCAGACAGAGAAAAAGCUGAAGCACGCCUUUUAGAAGAACAGGCUGCCAGAGUAGCGGCGCUUGAAGAAGAAAGAAAGAAGGAGCAGGAAGCUCAACAGAAAUUAUUGGAGGAAGAGGAGUUCGAGAGAACACUUGCUGCAAAAGAAGCAUCUCUUCCUCAGGAACCCGCCACAGAUGAUGAGAAUGCUAUAAAUCUUCUUAUCCGGAUGCCAGAUGGUUCCCGACGUGGCCGUCGCUUUCUGAAGUCUGACAGGCUACAGUCUCUUUUCGAUUUCAUAGAUGUGGGAAGAGCAGUUAAGCCUGGCACGUACAGAUUGGUGAGGCCAUACCCAAGGCGUGCUUUCAGUGAUGGUGAGAGUGCGGUAUCCCUAACUGAUUUAGGGUUGACUGGCAAACAAGAAGCAUUAUUUUUAGAGUUAAUUUGAAAGUUUACAAUAGAAGAAUCCUUGUUUUUAGGUUUGUUUGAAGUUUGCGUUUAGGUAACGUAAAAGGAAAAUAUAUCAGUGUGGGAGUAAGGAUUUCAGGUUGUGCUGGUCGGUUAGUAGAGGAAAUACAUUGAAUGGCAGGAACUGAACGAAAGAUUUGGUUCUUUUCUAGCUUCGGACUUUCAGAUAUCCUUUACCCUUUUAAGCACCUACAAUCUCCCAUUUUAUCUUUUGUUUUUAGAGUUACGGAAAACCUAGUUCGUUUUCAAUGGUUGUGUUUGAUUUGUUGAUAGAUGCAUAAUGUACAUAAUAUAUUCAUUUAUCCUGGAUUUUAGUUUCUUGGAAAAUUGAACGGAUUUGUUUUGGUUGAUU